This is a messenger RNA of Meira miltonrushii, 1587 nucleotides long. RefSeq lists its product as uncharacterized. Bases 1 to 1587 code for a protein of 528 amino acids. Gene Ontology annotation, molecular function: acyltransferase activity. The record is from RefSeq and is a predicted model, not a curated record. Lineage: Eukaryota; Fungi; Basidiomycota; Exobasidiomycetes; Exobasidiales; Brachybasidiaceae. The transcript has a single exon.
AUGACUGAUUCAAUAGAUCACCCUAUCAUCGUAGGUGUGGCAGAUUUGAAAAAUACGAAAAAGGAAGUACGAGAAGAUGGAGCUGAUGAACCUUUAUCGUUGAUAUUACAAGUCAUUCAAUCUGCUUUAGAGGAUACAGGAUUAUCACAAUCAGAAAAAACAAAAGAAUUCCAAAAGAAUAUCGAUAGCAUCUCUGUCGUUAAACCAUGGUCAUGGCCUUAUCCUGACUUAGCCACAACUCUAGCAGAAAAGCUUGAAAUUGAACAAAAAGGAUGUUACAAAUACGUCAGUCCACAUGGAGGUAAUCAACCUGCUAAAUUACUCGAUGAAGCUUGUCAAAGGAUCGCACAUGGAAAAACAAAAGUUGCUUUACUGACCGGAGGAGAAGCAUUGGAUUCUUUGGCUGGAUACAUGAAAGCAGGUCAAUUACCACCUCCAGGUUGGACACCGGUUGACUUUGAAGCAUUUGCAGCAGAAGGAUUACGACCUCCUUCUGGCGAUACAGUGGAGGGAAUACAUGGUCUAGGAGCGCCGAUCCAAGUAUAUGCAUUAUAUGAGAACGCAUUCCGUGCAAAGCUAGGCCAGUCAUUCGCUGAUAAUCAUGAGGAAUCAGCACAAAUGUAUGCAGAAUUCUCACAGGUCUCAGCAAAGAAUCCUAAUUCGUGGCAUUAUGGACAUGCGGAUUCCAAGGAAACAAUCGGAACAAUAACAAAGAGUAACAGGCCGAUUUGCUUGCCAUACACUAAACUCAUGUGUGCAUUCAACCAGGUCAAUAUUGCAGGAGCAUGUUUCAUCACUUCAACAUCUUAUGCCAAACAACUCGGAAUUCCACAAUCGAAAUGGAUCUAUGUCAAGGGGGGUGCAGGCAUUGCAGAGAGCGAAGAAUUUUACUUGAGAUCCUCAUACGAUCAUAGUCCAGCGAUCAAGCAAUCGAUCGAUGCAGCAUUAAAAGUGGCCAAAUUGAGCAAAGAUGAGAUUGAUCUGUACGAUUUUUACUCGUGUUUCCCCAUCGUGCCCAAAUUGGCAGCUCAUCAUUUGAGCAUACCCACUUCCAAUCCACCGAAACCGAUCACAUUGCUGGGCGGCCUAACUUCUUUCGGGGGAGCAGGUAACAACUACUCAAUGCAUGCAAUCACCGAGAUGUCAAGACAACUACGCAACAAAGAUUCCAACAAAAAGAAUGGACUGGUGCUGGCAAAUGGAGGAGUGCUGUCGUACCAACAUGUUGUCAUUCUAUCCCACGAACCACGCAAAGAGCAAUACCCUUCUCGACAUGCCUUACCGGAGCAUUGUGAAGAGCUCAAAAAGAGUGACUUUGACAAUAUCGCACCAGCAGGAGAAGCAACGAUUGAAGCAUAUACGAUUGACUAUUCCAGAAAAGGAACGCCAAAACGUGGUCAUGUGAUCGCAAGAUUGACGGGAAAUGGACAUCGAUUUAUUGCAAAUCAUGCGGAUGAUCAUACAUUGAGAAUACUUGCUGAUAUGUCAAAUGGUGAAAUCGUUGGUCGUAAAGGUCGUGUAUUUCAAAAUACAGAAGAAGAUGAGAGGCAGAAUUUGUUCACUUUGACAGGAGAACAAAAGAUGUAA